This is a messenger RNA of Ornithodoros turicata, 3463 nucleotides long. It is a transcript of the gene insc, whose product is annotated as protein inscuteable homolog. NCBI's taxonomy places the organism in Eukaryota, Metazoa, Arthropoda, Arachnida, Ixodida, Argasidae. The transcript is spliced from 7 exons. The record is from RefSeq and is a predicted model, not a curated record. Gene Ontology annotation, biological process: establishment of mitotic spindle orientation; asymmetric cell division; apical protein localization. Gene Ontology annotation, molecular function: cytoskeletal adaptor activity; protein binding. The coding region runs from base 340 to 2823 and encodes 827 amino acids. Gene Ontology annotation, cellular component: apical cortex.
GCAAGCGACAAAGAAUUCACACCGAGAAAAAGGCGAGAGCGAUGGUGAGAUCGCUGGGAAAAUUUGCUGAACUUCGUAGUCGGCGACAGGGAGGGAAGAGGUGUCAUUAAAGGUCACCUGACGGACAAAUUACGUCGGUGGGAAUGAGAGGAUAGCGAGCGGCUAAAUAUUUGCCCGGACGUCCGUUGAUUGUGCGUGUCGCUCUUCUUGAUGUCGUCCGCUGUUUCGCGUCGGCUAUGCGUUAGCCGUUCAUCGUGUGCACGUGUGCACGGGACCCUGGGGCUGCGUCCAGCAGCAACGACGCUUCGUUUGUCUCUUCAGUGAUUGAUUGGCAGCGGCAUGUCUGCAUUGACGAUGUGGUGUUGCGGCAGCGACAGGCGUUACAGCAGCAGGUGGGCGGCCGGCAUUCCGACGAAACGUAGCGCCACUCGAGAGUCUGGAGAAGUCAUCAAGGUCAACCUUGACAACUCCCUGGACAACUUCGACCUCUACCACAAAAGCAUCAUUCCUUACGAUGUGCCCAAGGGGCGCAAGUCCCCCGUGUCGCCUCCGGUGCCACCUAGAAGUUCUGUUAUCAGGACACCGUCCUUCCUGGGAUCCAAAGCUAAGGAAGACGACUGGCUUUCACACUCCAUCGAACAUGUGUGUCGCAAGACACUCUACAAGAACAUCGAGUACAGGACAGUGAACAUGUCGGAAUUCAACGAGAAAGAGAGUGCACCUGCGUUGAAGAACAACAUCGUGGAGAAACCAAAGCCAAAUGAAUAUGCUCUCAAGGACUCUACGAACACGAAAGUGGGUGUGGCGACUCCAAACAACCACGUCAUUGCCAACGGCAAGAAGCCAAAUUUCGUCACACCGGUGAAUGCCGAAAAGGGACUCAAGACGCCAAAGACUAGUACACCAAAGAGUAACUCCUUCGUAAGGCGCUGCUGCAGAGCCAGCUCCUUCCGGCUCCGAAAGGCUUCAGCUAAGAAAGAUGUCCGCUUCGCCUCUGCCGAGGACCUCAGUGCCGAAGAGCUCAAAGCAGAGACUCCCAAAUGCACCCCGCGCGCUGAAACCAGCAUCAGCAAGGACGAUUCGCUGGGAUUGUGCACCACCAUCAGCCCCAUCACCAGCGGCGAUGCUCUGGAAGGGAUCAGACAGCGGCUUGCCUUUGCUGACGAGUCUCAGCUGGACGCCAAGGACGGCAAAGAGGAGCAGGACACACCGGAGAACUCUUUCGUCAGUCCUGCAGCUCUUCCCCCGGACAGCCCUUUGGGGCAUUAUCUUCAAUGGGUCGUCGAACAGUCUGGCCUCAGCUCAGUUCCUAGCGUUCAGCAGUGGCUCAAGGGCGUCCGGCUUUCCGUCGAAAACGAAUGCUUGAGUGCUCUUCAGAGCAAGUCCCUCACCAAGGACCCAGCUCUCGCAGCUGUCCUCGAAAUAGGCGAUGCCCAAGACGCUGUCACAGCUCUCCAGGACCGCCUCGCUUCUGUCACGGCAACUGCAGGCCAUGUCACGAGGCGACUCGAACAAGGUCACUGGCUCAAGUUCUGUAGCAGCACACCAGGACUCAGUUCGGAAAUUGGUGAUCUGAUUAGGGACUACAAGACCGUUAUCCAGAAUGCGUCACCUUACUCCAACAAGAUUGCCAGUCACUUGCACAGGAUCCUGCAAAGCCUUCGAGAGAUCGGUGCAAAGCCCAACCGCAAGCCAGAAACGGCUGCCGAUUUCGAAUCCAUCCGAUCCCUCCUCUUCGACAUCAAAAACACGCUUCAGACGCUGUGCAACUCUCUCUACCUCAAGGAACUAGAGAAAAUCGUCAAAGUCGCCAACGAGAACAUGGCCCUGGGUUGUGCUCGUCGUGCCAUCGCAGCUCUCAGCAGCAUCGGCGAGAGCGGCGUCCACAUGUGCGACUUGAUUGCACGCGUCGGUGGAGUUUCUGCACUGUUGAGCAUCGUCAAAGAAGCCAGCCUGCGCCCAAUUAGAUGCGCAGCUAUAAGAGGACUCACCAUCAUCUGUUGCGAGAAUGGCGCCAUUCAUCAGCUCGAACAAGCCGGCGGCAUUGAGUGUGUUCGUACCAUCCUCACCGACUUCAACGCCAGCGAACAGGAGCGGUGCGAAGCUACUGGCCUCUUAGCGCAAAUCACCGCCCCGUGGGUGGAGUGCAGUGGCGGAACCAUACGACGAAUGCGAGAAAACAUGGACACUUUUAUCGAGUCGCUCACCAAGAUGAUCAAAGAAGCCAAGAACGGCGACGUGUUUCUCCUGUCAGCAGCAGCUCUAGCGAAUUUGUCCUUCCUGGACCCUGUGGCCGUGAAGCACAUCCAAAGGCACCAGACAUUCAGAGCGCUCAUGAACGCAUCGAGGCUCAGGGACAUGGCUGGAAACCUCUUUGCAAAGGACCAGAUCGCCACAGUACUGGCAAACGCGUCGGCAGAAAAGGCAUGCCACGCAGAUAUCGUGGACGCCGGAUCUCUCAUACAAUUAAUCUGCUUCCUGCAAGUCAGACCUUCUGCUCUACAAAGCAACGCUGAAACCGAAGCUUGCGAAAGGGUGCAACAGAAGUCGGCCAUUGCCCUGGCACGUCUCUGCAGCGAUCGAAGCACAGCGGAGAGAGUCUUGCAAUUGCAGGGUGUGCAAAGGCUAGUGCGACUGUGCAAGGAUCCCAAAGAAAGGAACAACAGCAACUCCGUUCUUGUGGCGUGCCUGGCCGCGCUGCGGAAGAUCGCGUCUUCCUGUGGCAGCAAAGAAAUGUGCGACCUCGGUGCUGCUGAACUUGUGAAGAAUGAGCUCUGGGACUCGUUCCAACAGUACUCAAGCAAGCACGAAAGUUAUGUGUGAGACGUUGGUGCUAUGUACAGAGAACUGCUUACGCUGAAAAGUCAGAAACAAAAUCUAGCCAAAUGAUAGUCACGUCUGUUUGAUAGUCAGUUUGAUAGAGUCAUGGAAGGUAGUCAUCAGAGCAUAGUCAAAUAGUAACGAGGAUAAUAAUCAAAUAGCGACAGAUAAAUAUACGUAUAGAGAGUCUUUAUGUGUAUGCAUUAAAUACAAGUAAAUUCUAAUCGCUGUUCCAUAGCAGUGACGAAGGAUGAGUUACCUAGUUACUCUACUAGUUAUGAGUUACCUCGAGUGCUAUCAUUUCAUAUACUUCUGACGAAACAGUUCUAGUCAAUAAAUCUAUGUCAAAAAAAGAGAUGUAUAAUAUUGUGUACAUAGAUUAUAGGAAAUAGCAUUUAACAAAUUACGUUUUAUACUUGUAUAACCAUAUCACUGUAAUAUAUCUGCAACAUGCACAUGUUUAUACUUAUCACUUCUGCUUUGUACUUAUGCGCUAUAUGUGCAUCGCUUCAAAUACAGCUAAUGUGUAUAACCAAAGACGCCAGGCUUUGUCAAUAUCCUGUGUGAUUAACCUAUAUGUUUUUCCCAGUGAUGCAUUGCUUCUCUAGAAUUCGCUUCAAUAAAAUGUAUGAAUUCAUCUAAC